Messenger RNA from Anolis carolinensis (green anole), 6295 nucleotides. RefSeq names its product zinc finger protein OZF-like. Gene Ontology annotation, molecular function: RNA polymerase II cis-regulatory region sequence-specific DNA binding; DNA-binding transcription factor activity, RNA polymerase II-specific. Gene Ontology annotation, biological process: regulation of transcription by RNA polymerase II. The record is from RefSeq and is a predicted model, not a curated record. The coding region runs from base 166 to 1746 and encodes 526 amino acids. The transcript has 4 exons. NCBI's taxonomy places the organism in Eukaryota, Metazoa, Chordata, Lepidosauria, Squamata, Anolidae.
AGAGAGAGAGAGAGAAAUGUGGGAGGUGGGAGAAGGGAAAUGAAGAGGGAGGGGGGAAAGUUAGCCUCCUUCCUGCCAGCCUGCUGCUUUCUCCCCAGAACUCCUCCUUCUGCCUUGAAACUGGAUUUGCACCCCUUUUUUUCCAAUUGAUGUGCAAAGGCUGCCAUGGAAAGGUUGCAAGGAGCAGAACUCCCUGAUGUGAUAAUAAAGGUAGAAGAGGACGAUGAAGAGGAGGUGGAAUGCCAGAAAUGGAAAUCCCAACAAGAAGGGAAGUCACUAAAUUCAUCUCUCCAGCAACAAGAAACUGCAGAUUUUCCUUCUGUAAUCAUAAAGAAGGAAGAAGAAGAAGAUCUUUGGGUCAUGUAUCACCAUGGCUCCGAGGGAAAUGAGAGCUUCCCAGCGGCUCCCUCAGAAAACGACCACCCAAGAGGCUGCACGAGAGACAAAGAAAACAAAUGCUCAGACUGUGGGAAGACCUUCACUCAAAGGUCCAGCCUUAUCAGGCAUGAGAAGACGCAUACAGGAGAGAAGCCGUAUCAGUGCUCUGAGUGCGGAAGGAGUUUCAGCCAGAGGUCCAUCCUGACCCGACAUGAGAGGACCCACACUGGAGAGAAGCCAUACAAAUGCUCAGAGUGUGGGAAAAGCUUCCGCCACAAGUCGGCCCUUCUCAGGCACGAGAAGAUGGAAGCGGGAGAGAGGCCUUACGAAUGCUCGCACUGCGGGAAGGCCUUCAUUCAGAGGUCUAAUUUCCUCAUCCACGAAAGAAUCCAUACUGGGGAGAAACCGUAUCUGUGCUCCGACUGCGGGAAAAGCUUUGUUCAGCGGUGGCACCUCCUCAUCCAUGAGAUGACCCACAAGCAGGAGGAGACGCACCAAUGCUCCAAGUGUGGGAAGAAGUUCAGUCAUAGCGUGAGCCUUCUCAUCCAUGAAAGGAGCCACACGGGGGAGAAAGUGUAUCAGUGCUCCGGAUGCGAGAAAGGCUUUGUUCAGAGGUCUAGCCUCGUCCGACACGAGAAAACACACACGGGAGAGAAACCUUAUCAAUGCUUCAAGUGUGGGAGAAGAUUCAGUCAGAGAUCUAUCCUUACCAGACACGAGAGAACCCAUACAGGGGAGAAACCCUACAAGUGUUCAGAGUGUGGGAAAAGCUUCCGCCACAAGUCGGCCCUGUUAAGGCAUGAAAAGAUGGAAAUGGGGGAAAGGCCGUAUAAAUGCUUAUACUGUGGAAAGGGCUUCAUCCAGAAGUCCAACUUUCUCAUACACGAGCGAAUUCACACUGAAGAGAAACCCUAUCAGUGCCUAGAGUGUGGAAAGCGCUUCGUUCAGAGGUCACAGCUUCUCGUUCACAAGAUGACGCAUAAACAAGACGAGCCCUAUCAGUGCGCAAAGUGUGGGAAAAAGUUCAACCACAGCUUAAGCCUGAUUAUCCAUCAAAGGAGCCACGCAGGGCGGAAAACUUACCGGUGCCCUAGCUGUUGGAAAAUGUUCGCCGAUAAAUUGAACCUUAUCAGACAUGAGCGGGAUCAUAGGGGAGAAAAGCCGUAUGCAUGUUCAGACUGUGGGAAACACUUCAAUGAUCGGUCCGCUCUCAUCAGGCACAAGAAAACGAACGCGAGAGGAAAGCCAUAUGGUUCUCGGGAUGCGGGAAAAGCAUCAUUCGGAAAUUCAAGGUCUUGGCUCAUGAGAGACUUUGUAAUGAAGAGACGCUGUAUAAUUGUUCCAUCUGCAAUAGAAGAUACUAUCUGAAGUACAACCUUCUCAUGCACAAAAGAGCCCACAUGAGGAAGAAGCUGGAUAAAUGCUCAGAGUAUAGCAAAACCUUCAGCCGGAAAUCCAACUGUAUUGUGCACAUGGGAGAAAAAUCCCAUCAAUGCUCUAACUGUGGGAGUCCUUUCAAUGAUCGGCGAAACCUCAUGAAGCACCAGAAAAUCCAUGCAAAUGAAAGGUCUUAUGCAUGUCAUGAGUGUGGAAAAAAGUUUAUUAACAAAUCAUCCCUGGUUGCGCACAGGAGAUCCCACAUCGGGAAAAGCCGUAUAAAUGCUUGGACUGUGAACAGGGCUUGAUCAUGCAUCAGAGAACCCACAUGGGAGAGAAACCAUACUCCUGCAUGGAAUUGGAGGAAGGCAUCCAAAAAUCAAAUCUUCUCAGACAUGAUAGAACCCAUAAGACAGAGAAAGCAUACUCUGUCUUGAAUUCUGAGGAUAGUUCCAGGGAUACCUUGACUUUGAUAAGGAACAUGGGGACCCACCCAGAAGAAAAAUCACAUCAGUGCACCGUCUGUGGGAAAAGCUUCAAUGAAAGAAGAAACCUUGUUAUACACAAGAGAACCCACACAGGGGAGAGACUGUAUAAAUGUCCCCACUGUGGGGAAAUAUUUACCAACAACACGACCCUCGUGGUGCACAAGAGGACUCACACGGGAGAGAAACCAUAUUCGUGUUCAGAGUGUAGGAAGAGUUUUCCGUUCAAACAGAGCCUGAUUAAACAUGAACGGACCCACUCUGGGAACAGACCCUAUAAACAUGCAAAAGGUGGGGAAAGAUACAACCAGAGUGGCAAUUUGCUUGCACAUGAAAGGACUCACAAUGGAGAGAAGCUGUUCAAAUGCUCAGACUGUGGGAAGAAUUUUAGAGACAGAUCAAACCUUAUUAGACACCAGAAAAGUCAUACAGGAGAGCAAUUCUAAAAAAAAGUGUAUACUUUGGUGGAGUGGAGAAGAGCCCUGGGUGUGGUUAAUUCCAGGCAUCAUGAAAUAUGACCAGAAGACAUAUAUGUGACUUCUCUGUUGUAUAAUAAAACAUUUCCUGAAUUUAAAGCUGCCAGUGGAGUAAAGUCUGCAUAUUUGAAUAUUUGAAUAUGUAGUGGGAGGAAACAAUGCACUGAAUUUAGAAAAUCAGUAUGUCAAGAAGAUCCCCAAUAUGCUAACUUUCUAUCUGUCAGAUAUUUCAGAUGCCAGGGACCCCCAUUCUACUCCACUACAGCCUUUAGUCCAGAAAAACAGUUAGUGUUCCUUUCAAAUGGCACUUUGAUGAAGCAUGGGGGAGAAAUAGUAUAAGUGUGCAAAGUGUAGGAAAAAAUUCAAGCAUGGCAAAUGUCUUGUUUUUUUAAUUUUUAAUCCAGAUGGUUAUCUUAACACCUGUGUUUCCAUUACCUUUAUGUUUUGCUUCUCCUCUGCAGCUGAACUGCAUUUUUCCCACAAAGGAAAUAUUAACAAGACUAGAAAUGUUCAGGAUGAAAUUAGGAUGGGUUUUAUAGAUAACUCACCAUUGCUAAUAUGUUAUUUGCCUCUGUAAAGAAGUGAGGGAAAAUAUAAUUACGUUGGGAAAGUGGUUGAAAAGCGGUUAUAUCUAUCUUUAUUGUUGCAAGUCUGCAAGAGAUUUCUGCUCUCUCUUCCAGCCAAUUUACUUUGAAGUGCUUGUAAAGUUUGCCCUUCCCUGCCAUACAGGUGGAUAUGUGUCCGAAGUGUGAAAACAAGCAGUUGUAGUAGGUAUAUGGCAAAAAGUAAGGAAAGCCACUUUGAGUCUCCUGCAGGAGAGAUAAUGUGAGGUAUAAAUAAAUAAAUAUAAUAAUGAUGAUAAAUAAAGUACAUCUCAGACCCCACUUUUUAAAGCCCUCUCCCCAUUACACAAAGAUUGCAAAGCCCAACAAUAUUUUUCUUGGUGUCUUUGUGCAUGUUCUUGGGAUUUUUUUGGGUACCGAUUCUGAAAGUUGCAUUGGAUAGACACAUCAUAGCAUUGGAUAACACAUCAGUUAUCAUGACUUUCUAUGAAUAGUAGGACAUGGCAUAUGUUCUGUUGAAAACAAGUGAGAUUUUUUGGAUCAGCAGGUCAAAUAUACCCAGACACAGACCACUUUAUCACAUAACUUAAAUUCCACUGAGUUCUACACUUAAAAUCUGGUAUUCCACUGGGUUCACCACAUUUCAGAUAGCAUUUGAGGCACUAAAAUGUGUGUUGGCCAGUGUUAUCAUCCCAAACCCAAACAAAAUAUUCACAUGAUUCUCCAAGGAACUGCAUCUGCCUGUCUCCAAAUGGGUAAGAAAUAUGUGGUAGCACCAACAGGUUCCUAGAACUUCCUCCCUUACCUUGUUUUCGUGCCAUAACCCAAACGAAAUGGCGACAUGAAGUAAUGGGAUGUUUUGACUGGGAUAUGGCCAGGGGAAAAAGUGUUUUUGGGCAGUGUCCAUUGAGAUUGAGCCUGCCAGGGGUUCAGGAAAUAAUGGGCGUGCAAGCCCUUCACAAUUCCCCACCCUUUCUGGCAAUAUCAAUUUUGGACGGGAAGAAGGACGGGAUAUAAAUGUCGUAAAUAAAUAAAUAAAAUAACUUCAACCAUAUUUAGUGAUUUGGCAGAAGUGCUAGGGUAAAGGCAGUUAGUAAACUGCCUUUAUUGAUGUGCACCAGCACUUUCUAACUGGUGGUAUCCUGAUGUGCAACAAUCAAUAUCCUUGUUCCCCUUUGUAAUGACAUAAGAUAAAUCCCUUGCUGCUUUUCAACACUCAUUUUUGGAUGGUCUGCUGUUUUGACAGAUCUAAAUUACAGCCAAGUUCCACACUUUUGAACUAUUAUUUGUGCUUUCAACUGCUAUGACUUUUUUGGCACGUUGGUUCCAUCUAGUGUCUAGUCUUGGAUUAGUUCUUUUUGUAGGAAAAAUGCCUUAUGGUUCAGAGCUAGAAUUCAUUUUCUUUGUUUUGUUAAUGUUGAUGGCUUCUUCCGUUUACAUUGGUGAAGGUUUUUUUGCUUGUUCCGCAUAACUUGGCAAAUAUGUAGUCCUUUCAGCUCAUGUUUCCACUAACAUUUCUUGAACAUUGUAGCUCCAUAUGUAACGAAACCAGAUACAGAUACUUAAAUUCAAAGCAUGAUCAUUUUCUGAAUAAAUUGUUAUUUUUAAUAUAUCAAACAUGAUAUUUUCAUGACAAACCAAGCCAAGGUAUACAUAAUGCUGUCUAUAUUCCAAAAGUGUCUCAAUUUGUAAAGGGUGAUCAUGUUACAUUUAUCAGUUUCUCUCCAAAUGUUUGUUUGUAAUGAGGAAAGGUUCAUCCCAUCCCAGUUUCAGCAUUUCUGGAAACUGCACAUCUCUACUUUUGACACAAUAGAUAGUUGACUCCAUCCACUAACCCAUCACUUUUUAGUAGACCAUGGGAGGGGAAAGUGAAUUGCGUACUCAGUUUCAACAAGCAAAGGAUUCAGCUCUGAAAAAGAGCAAUUGGUUUGACUCCACUAUCCAUACACUCUGUCCCUGUUUGGCAGAGACUGUCCAAAUUAAUCCUACCUUUUCAACUGCUUUCAAGAUAACCAAAACUUCUCCUUCCCUAGUAGGCUCAGGCAAAGCAAACUGCUUUUCCCCCUUCUUUUUUUCAUUUCUUCUUUCACUUCCCCCUUUCUCCCCUUUUUUCUUUCUUUUUCUCUCUCAUUUCGGCUUCUUCUUUUUCUUCCCAUCUCUUUUGCAAAUUUCACCGCUCUCACUCUCAUUCUUUAUCAUUUUUAUCUUAUGUAUUACAAUUUUCAAUAAAAAAUUUUUUUAAAGGAUCAAUGCCUGGGGAAAUCACUGGAAAAUAAAACUACAAUUCCCAGACUCCUUUACCCACCAUGGGGUCCAGCUAUACCAGGCAUGGGCAAACUUCAGCCCUCUAGGUGUUUUGGACUUCAACUCCCACAAUUCCUAACAGCUGGUAGGAAUACUGUGGAAUAAAUGCAGUUUGACACCUCUUUAUCUGCUAUGGCUCAAUGCUAUGGAAUCCUAGGAUUUUGCAUGGUCUGUAGCCUUCUCCACCAAAGAAUGCCUCACCAAACUACAACUAGAAAGGAAUGCCAUACUCACUUUCUUUUCCACACUACUCGAUUAUAGCACUCAAGUUAUGUUAGAGCAUGCAAAAAUCAGUUGGUGAGUGUGUUAACUGAAAAUACAAAGCACGAACCAGAUUGGUUGGGUUACACCCAGGGAGCUAACUGAACCUGGGAGUUUUGGCAACUGUUACUUAAACAGUUACAUACCUCACAACCUCUGAGGAUGCCUGCCAUAGAUGUGGGUGAAACAUCAGGAGAGAAUACUUCUGGAACAUGGCCAUACUGCCCAGAAAACACACAACAAUCCUGUGAUUCCGGCCAUGAAAGCCUUCGAAAACACAUUGUUAGGCGCUUACCAAGAGAGGUUUGCUUCUGGACAGCUGGAAAAAGACCUUUUACUUGGAUGCCUAAGGACUAUUUGAACCUUUCUCAAAGAGUCAAUGCAACUGUCCAUAUGACUGUAUAUAUGUUGCUCUGCAUUUUGAAGAGUAAACUUCUCAUUCUUUACUGAU